AUGACUUCAUCAACCUUUUCUUCUUUGUUUAAGAUUUUUACUUUUACGUUAUCUUUAUGGGUUCUGUUUGGGACUACUUCGGGUCAGCUAUCACCCUCGUUCUAUUCUUUAACGUGUCCUAUGGUCACUCCUAUUGUGACAGCAGCGGUGACUUCAGCUAUCUUACAGGAAUCUCGCAUGGGAGCUUCGUUGCUUCGACUCCAUUUCCUUGAUUGCUUUGGAUGUGAUGCAUCUGUGUUACUGGACGACACUGAAGACUUUACGGGGGAAAAGUCGGCGAGUCAAAUUAGCAAUUCAGCGAGAGGAUUCGACGUGAUUGAUACUAUUAAAACCCAAUUGGAGUUCCAGUGCCCUGGUGUCGUUUCUUGUGCAGAUAUAUUAUCUGCUGCUGCUCAAGCUUCGGUUGUGGCUCUUGGUGGGCCAAGCUGGAGUGUUUCAUUUGGAAGAAGGGAUUCCACAACAGCAAGCCUAAAUGCAGCAAAGUCCGACAUCCCUUUACCUACUUCAAGUCUUAGCGAUCUCAUCUCAUCCUUUGCAACAAAAGGAUUUACUGCUAACGAAAUGGUAGCUCUCUCUGGAGCUCAUACAAUUGGUCAAGCAAGAUGCACCAAUUUCCGUGAUCAUCUCUACAACGAAAACAACAUAGAUCCAUCAUUUGCGACAUCAUUGAAAGCAAAUUGUCCUUCGGCUGGAGGUGACAAUAAUCUCUCUCCACUAGACGCUUCAUCAACGUUUUUCGAUAAUAGAUACUAUAAUGAUUUGCUUAACCAGAAAGGAUUAUUGCAUUCGGACCAAGAACUAUUUAAUGGGGGUUCAACUGACGCACAAGUGAGGACCUAUGGGUCGAAUCCGUCUAUUUUCUUUAGUGAUUUUGCAAGUGCUAUGGUGAAGAUGGGCAAUGUUGGCGCUAUAACUGGCCACAAUGGAGAAAUUAGGGUCAACUGCAGAAGAGCCAAUUAA
Lactuca virosa is the source of this 960-nucleotide messenger RNA. The record is from the annotation of a GenBank genome assembly. NCBI's taxonomy places the organism in Eukaryota, Viridiplantae, Streptophyta, Magnoliopsida, Asterales, Asteraceae.